This is a messenger RNA of Aspergillus wentii DTO 134E9, 723 nucleotides long. RefSeq lists its product as uncharacterized. The transcript has a single exon. Lineage: Eukaryota; Fungi; Ascomycota; Eurotiomycetes; Eurotiales; Aspergillaceae. The record is from RefSeq and is a predicted model, not a curated record. Bases 56 to 427 code for a protein of 123 amino acids.
GUUUCUGGUGCUUCACUGAGUGUGUACAUUGUAGGUAGUUUAUAUAGGCAUCGUAAUGAACACAAUAGGCAACCGCCAUGCACAGGAUAGAUCGUUACAUCUAUUACGUCUCCUCCAAGCCUCAAACCCACGCCCACUCCAUCACCUCGUCACCUCAUCAUCCCAAAUGCUCCCCUAUUGGACGUUUUUCUUGAUACUCGGAGCUGUUGUGCUCGUCGCCUCUCCCCCGGGGGGAGCGUCAAUAUCACUGACAGGAACGAUAAUAUUCAAAAUCGUCAAUUUCAUAUUUGUACUCGCUGAAUAUCUACUGCAAACUUGUCACUGUCGUCAUUCAGCACGCAUACUUCGCAGCGUCGCCAAACUCUUCACGCCCGAAGAAGAGAGGAAAAAUAUGAUUGUGGCGGGUGCCUACAGACGCUGUCUCUGAGGAGCAUGAUUUGAUCAUUCAGCGUACGAUUUACUUGACAGAGAUGAGGGAUAUUUUAUGCAGAUGAGCUGCAGAUGGAAUCCUCUUUCCUGAAGAAUCCCAAAGCCUUGAGGCCAUCGAACAGGCAUGCAAAGACCUCGAUGCCCGAUGGAAACGAUAUUGGGAGCAGGCCACAACCGCGCGUAAAGAAAACCCGUUGAAUGCGUUCGCAACCGAAUACGUGGCUGGGUAUGAAGAAGGUGAUAAGUGGCAGGAUGAAGUUGGGGAAUGCAGAGCCCGUGGUGGUUGCUGCAGUC